Molecule: messenger RNA, 1284 nt
Organism: Phaeoacremonium minimum UCRPA7
Lineage: Eukaryota; Fungi; Ascomycota; Sordariomycetes; Togniniales; Togniniaceae
Product: putative cell division control protein 18 protein
Exons: 1
Coding region: 1-1284 (427 amino acids)
Biological process (GO): cell division; mitotic DNA replication checkpoint signaling; DNA replication initiation
Cellular component (GO): nucleus
Molecular function (GO): ATP binding; ATP hydrolysis activity; DNA replication origin binding
Source: RefSeq, a predicted model, not a curated record
AUGGUCAAUGAAAUGACGGAAGGGACUAAGGCAUCAUCCAGCUCAAUCCGGAAAGCAUACAUCAAUUGCAUGAGCAUCAAGUCAUCGAAGGAUCUUUACACGACGCUACUCGAUCUGCUGUGCAACGAGACUGAGAUGGAGGAAAAUGAUGCUGUUGCAGCCCUUCAGAAGAUGUUCAUACCAAAGAAGAAGUCGGGGGAUAUGUGCCUGGUUGUUUUGGAUGAGAUUGAUCACAUUCUGUCAUUGGAUCUGGAAAGCUUAUACCGGGUGUUUGAGUGGUCACUGCAGAAGUCAUCUCGACUCGUUCUUGUCGGUAUCGCCAAUGCACUAGAUCUCACGGAUCGAUUUCUGCCACGGCUGAAGUCGCGGAACCUAAAGCCCGAGCUUCUUCCAUUUUUGCCAUACAGCGCACUGCAGAUCAAGACAAUCAUUACGAAGAGGCUGAAGAGUUUGCUGCCGGAGGGGAUAACGACACCAGAUUACACUCCAUUUUUCCACCCAGCUGCGAUUGAGCUUUGUUCCCGCAAAGUCUCAAGCCAGACAGGUGAUCUACGAAAAGCCUUUGAGAUCUUGCGCCGCGCCAUCGAUCUGAUCGAGUCGGAGACAAAGCAGAAGUACGAGAACGAGGCCAAGGAGCAAGCUCUGCAAAUGACACCCUCGCGAAAGGUCUUGGGAGAGAACAAUAACUUUUCUUCACCAGUCAAAACUCCUACGAAGAGCGUCUCUACCAUCCUCUGUGACUCGCUCAAGAGUUUGACAGUGGAGAACGCUCCGCGAGUGAGCAUUGGCCACCUCAACAAGGUCACUGCCGCAGCCUUUAGCAACGGGACUAGCCAAAGACUGAAGACACUCAACCUCCAGCAGAAGGCUGCUUUGUGUGCUCUUAUGACAAUUGAAAAGCGAAAUCGAGCCGCACGGGAUACUAUUCUUGCUACGCCAACAAAGCCACGCGUCACCGCACCUACUGUCAAGACACUCUUCGACACAUAUUCCAUCUUGUGUACGCGGGAUUCGGUUCUCCACCCGCUUUCGAGCUCCGAGUUUCGCGAGGUGAUAGGAAGCCUCGAGACCCUAUCCCUUGUCACGGCAGUCGAUGGAAAGAAGGGCUCUUUCGCCGUGCUGGAGACUCCGAGCAAGCGAGGAAGAAAGAGCACGUUCGGCAAUGGUAAUGGAGACGAAAAGAGAGUAGCCAGCUGUGUUGGAGAGAAAGAGAUUGAGCAGGCUGUCGAGGGCCUCGGCGUAGAUAUUUUGAGAAGCAUUCUGAGCGGAGAAGCGUUGGAUUGA